This is a messenger RNA of Phaeodactylum tricornutum CCAP 1055/1, 789 nucleotides long. RefSeq lists its product with no specific name. The transcript has a single exon. The coding region runs from base 1 to 789 and encodes 262 amino acids. The record is from RefSeq and is a predicted model, not a curated record. NCBI's taxonomy places the organism in Eukaryota, Bacillariophyta, Bacillariophyceae, Surirellales, Neidiaceae.
AUGACACACGAGGACGAUGCCUCAUUAUUGCAGAGUUGGAGAGCCUUUUGGCGACGCUCCGGGUGGGAACCUACCGUCUUGACACCCCACGGGGUUGCGGCGAAGUAUGACGACGACGCGGAAGCUUUUUUGGCCGAAUUGGCCAAACUACCAUUCGACGCAUUUCAACAAAUGCUCUUUACCCGGUGGAUAGCCAUGGCUAGCGUAGGAGGCGGUUGGCUAGCGGACUAUGACGUCUUUCCACUACGCCCGUUUUUCGACACAGACUCUGCGAGAGAGGAAAAUGUUUUCAGUUUUCCAAACUCCGGUAAUUUAACGUUGUACGAAGCGGUGGCCCCCUCUCUGGUCUCGGGAUCGGCGGAAGCGUGGCGUGUGGCAGCGUGGGCGUUGCUCGAGGAUGCGAAGAAAAAUCUCAACCGUGAUACUGGCCGCUCCUACACCUAUUGGACGGACACGCUGGGGCUAUUGAAUUUAGUGCGCGAGUCUUCGGUAUCGUCCGCCCCAAUAGUUCGGGUAGAACGUAGGAUGCUUCCCGGUGACAAGGCGUUGAAUGGUAAGACGUUAACAGCUGAAGAUUGCGAUCGUCGACCCUUUCGCAACCGCUGGGCGGUGCACUUUGGACCGUUAAGUUUGCAACGGGGUUCUAUUCCACCAGAGUUGCGCUUGCCGAAGCACCGCACGACGGUGGCUCGACACUGGCUACCAAUCUGGAAAGAUUUGUGUGUAAUAAGUAAAAAUUCGACAAGUUCUGCGGCCCCUUUUUUGAAUGCAGAUGGAAGAAAGUAUUGA